Cajanus cajan (pigeon pea) is the source of this 4646-nucleotide messenger RNA. The record is from RefSeq and is a predicted model, not a curated record. Lineage: Eukaryota; Viridiplantae; Streptophyta; Magnoliopsida; Fabales; Fabaceae.
GGUAUAAAUAAUAAAUAUGUGUGUUGUAUCAAAAUAAAACGGUAACUCUAAUUAGAGAACAAACCAGUGAUCCUUACUCCUUACGUUGCAUGUUGUUACUCUAUCUGCAUUGACAAAAUUAAGCACAAUCCUUUGUUCUUGUUCGUUGGGUCAGAUUCAUCCUUUGCUGCCAUGGUCAUAGAAUUGGUUUGUGGUGCUCUUCUUUCUUCUUUCUUUCAGGUGCUAUUUGAUAGGCUCCUUUCUCGCCAUGUUUUGGCCUACUUUGUUGGAAGUGAAGAAGCUGAGAUGCUGCUGAACAAAUUGAAGGCGAACUUGUUGUCCAUCAAUGCUGUGGUUGAUGAUGCGGAACAAAAGCAGUUCAGUAAUUCAUACGUGAAAGCAUGGCUCGAUGAAGUUAAAGAUGCCUUGUUUGAUGCCGAGGAUUUGCUCGAUGAGAUGGACUAUGAAGCCUCCAAAUACAAGGUGAAAGAAGUAAGCAAAUUUAAAUUAAGGAUCAAUCAAGUCCUUCAUAACCUAGAAGUUCUCUCAAGCCAGAGAGAUCUUCUUGGUUUGAAAAAUGCUGGUGGUGUUGAGGUUGGAUCAGGGUCGAAUAGUAAAGUGUCACAAAAAUUGCCAUCAACAUCUUUGGCAAUUCAAAGUGUUAUUUAUGGCAGAGAUACUGAGAAAGAUAUUAUCUUUAAUUGGCUCAAACCUGAUAAUGCUAAUCACCUAUCAAUACUUUCUAUUGUGGGUAUGGGCGGGGUAGGUAAGACCACACUUGUCCAACAUGUAUACAAUGAUCCAAGGGUGAAGGAUGCUAAAUUUAGUAUCAAAGCUUGGGUCUGUAUUUCAGAUAAUUUUGAUGUUUUGAACGUAUCUAGAUCAAUUCUUGAGGGAGUCACUAAAUCAAAAGAUCAUAGUGGGGACCUAGAAAUGAUUCAUGGAAGACUGAAAAAAAAACUGGUAGGGAAGAAAUUUCUUCUUGUUUUAGAUGACGUUUGGAAUGAAAGACGAGAUAAAUGGGAAGUUGUGCAAACUCCUCUUAAUUGUGGGGCUAAGGGAAGUGUAAUUCUUGUCACGACACGCAGUGAGAAAGUUGCUUCUACAAUGCGGUCAGAUAAAGUGCAUCACCUAAAGCAAUUGCGAGAAGAUUAUUGUUGGGAAGUUUUUGCUGAUCAUGCAUUGCAACAUGAUAAUGUUCGGUUGAAUGUUGAACUGAAGAAGAUUGGUGUGAAGAUAGUUGAAAAGUGCAAAGGAUUACCUUUGGCCUUGAAAACAAUCGGAAGUCUUCUACACACAAAGUCAUCCAUUUCAGAAUGGGAAAGAGUGCUGACAAGCAAGAUAUGGGACUUACCCAAAGAAGAUGGUGAAAUUAUACCUGCUUUAUCAUUAAGCUAUCAUAACCUUCCAUCUCAUCUCAAGAGAUGUUUUGCUUAUUGUGCUUUAUUCCCGAAAGAUUAUGUGUUUGUCCAGAAGAAUCUAAUUCAAUUGUGGAUGACUGAAAAUUUUCUACAAUGCCCUCAACAGAGCAAGACUCCAGAAGAAAUUGGCAAACAAUACUUUGAUGACCUAUUAGCAAGAUGCUUCUUUGAAAAAUCAAGCAAACAUGAAACAGGUUUUAUCAUGCAUGACCUUCUCAAUGAUUUGGCAAAAUAUGUUUGUGGAGACUUUUGUUUCAGGUUAGGAGUUGAUAAAGCAGGAAGAAUACCAAAAACAACCCGUCAUUUUUCAUUUCCAAUCAAUCACAAUUCAAACUUCGAUGGGUUUGAGAGUUUAAAUGAUGCUAAAAGGUUACGUACAUUUAUGCCAACAGUGACAGGACUCAAUUCUUGCUCUUGGAGUUACAAGGGGUCAAUAAUAUGUGAGUUGUCGUCCAAGUUUAAAUUUUUACGCCACUUAUCUUUGUCUUACUAUUGUAACCUUAAAAAGGUGCCUGACUCUAUAAAAAAUUUUAAACAUCUUCGUUCCUUAGACCUUUCCGGUACCAACAUAAAAAUAUUACCAGAUUCAAUAUGUUCCCUUUAUAACUUGCAAAUACUGAAGCUGAACUCUUGUCCCCGUUUGGAGGAGUUGCCCAAGAAUUUGAAUAAACUCAUCAAUUUGCGUCACCUGGAAUUUAUAGAUACUAAUGUGAGAGGCUUGCCGGUGCAUUUUGAAAACUUGAAGAAUCUUCUAGUGUUGAGUUCAUUUUAUGUUGGCAAAAGUAGCAAGUGCGGUAUUCAGCAACUAGGAGAACUCAAUCUUCAUGGAAGGCUAUCAAUUGGGCAGCUGCAAAAUAUUGAAGAUCCCUCUUAUGCAUUAGCAGCAUAUUUGAAAAACAAACCACACCUUGUGGAGCUAGCAUUAGAUUGGAAUCAAGAUUGGAAGCUGAAUGAUUCAAGGAAAGAAAAUGAAGUGCUGGAGAAUCUACAACCUUCCAAACACUUGGAGAAGUUGUCAAUCAGCAACUAUGGUGGAACAGGAUUUCCAAGUUGGUUAAUCAUUUUAUCGAGAGUGGUGUCCUUAAGCUUGGUCAACUGUAAAAAAUGCACAUGUAUUCCUCCCCUUGGACUUUUGCCAUCUCUCAAAGACCUAACAAUUAUUGGACUUGAUAAGAUAAUGGUUAUUGAUGCUGCAUUUUAUGGAAGUAGCUCUUCGUCAUUUACAUCCUUGGAAUCGCUGAAGUUCUCCGAUAUGAUGGAAUGGGAAACAUGGGAACUUAAUGCUACAGCAGGUGCUUUUCCACGCCUUCAACAUCUUUCUAUAAAAGAAUGUCCCAAGUUGAAAGGGGAGCUACCAAAGCAGCUUCUUAGUUUGAAGACACUAAAUAUUUCUUGCUGUAGAAAACUUGUGGCUUCGGCUCCCAAAGCUCCAAAAAUUCAUGACUUAGAACUAGAAAACUGCGGAAAGCUGAAAUUUGAUUAUCAUCCCGCCACUUUGAAAAGGCUCACCAUUGUUGGACAAGACAUGGAAGAAUCAUUGCUUGUUAGCAUUGAGCAAAUGAUACCUGAAUCUUCUCUUGAAUACUUGAGCAUUUUUAAUUGUCCGGAUAUGAAUAUUUCCAUGGGUCGUUGCUACCAUUUGCUUGAAACAUUGGAAAUCAAAGAUGGUAGUGACUCUCUAAGGACCUUUCAGCUAGAUAACUUCCCAAAACUCUGUAAGCUUUAUCUCAAGUGUCGUUAUCUACAAAAAAUCUCACAAACGCGCUGUCAUAAUCAUCUCAGGGAUCUUCAAAUUUGUGGGCACCAUUCUUCUGAAUUGAAUUUGGAAAAUCCGUUUGCAUCAGUUGCCACUGAAGCACUAUUUCCCAGUGAAGGAUUGUCUGCACCCUCCCUAAAGAGACUUAGUAUUCAAAGAUUGGAGAAUUUGAAACUAUUGCCUCAACGCAUGCAGGUGCUCCUUCAAUCUCUUGAUGAGCUAGGCAUAGAAGAUUGUCCAAAUGUUGAGUUGUUACCUGAUGGAGGUUUGCCAUCAAAUCUAAAAAGGAUGGAUCUGUCAAAUUGCUCCAAACUUAUUGCCUCACUGAAAGGGGCUUUGAGACACAACACCUCUCUAGAAGUCUUGUUUAUUGAAAGAGUGGAUGUGAAGUUUUUCCCUGGUGAUGUUUUUCUGCCACUCUCUCUUACUUCUUUAUACAUCUAUGGUUGUCCAUAUCUUAAACAAUUAGACAACAAGGGUCUCUGCCACCUGUCCUCUCUUACUUCUCUAUACAUCUAUGGUUGUCCAUAUCUUAAACAAUUAGACUACAAGGGUCUCUGCCACCUGUCCUCUCUCAAGAAAUUGAUUCUUCGUGAUUGCCACUUCCUAAACUGCUUGCCAAAAGAGGGUCUGCCUAAAUCCAUUUCAACUCUUGAAAUUUUGGGCAAUUGUGGGAUGCUCAACCAGCGUUGCCAGAAACCAAAAGGCGAAGAUUGGGGAAAGAUUAAUCACAUUGAAAAUGUAAAGGUUGAUAUACCUCAAUCGGAAUUACACACGCACCAAUUCCCAUUCAUUUAACUUUUCAUCAGGAAAUUCUAUUACUAACAUUCACGGUUAAAUUGCAACCAAAUGUGUUGCUUACAAUUGUGACACUGGGAAAAUGGUGCAGCGAAGUGUGAGAAUUCUAGCAUCCUUGGAGUUAUGGUGGUUUCAUCUUUCCUUUAUAGCCUAUUAGCAGGAUCAUAAAACACAGUUUUGGAGCAGCAUAUUAUUGCCAGCCACUAUUGUGUCUGUUAGAUUUAACAUUGGAAUGUGAGAUUUAACUAUAUUUUUAAAGAUUGAAGAAAUUGUACAUGCCACUAAAGAGCUUUGGUGGUACAUGAUUUCAAAUUUGGUUUGGACUUUGGAGACGAUUCAUUAUCCAAUGUGAAGUCCUUGAAGUUUAGCAACUUUAAAAGUUGUGUCUUGUUGCCUCCCUUGGACUCUUGCUGUCUUUUAAGCCAUCAAUAAUAUGGCUUGAUGGGAAAUUGAUUCUUGGUUCUGAGUUUCAUGGAGUAAAGAAAGUAGUUCCUCUUCUUUUAUUUCAUUUGCAUACUUGGAAACCUUGGUUUCAUGGAAAAAAUAAUGCGAAUAGCCUUUCCACAUCUUCGAUAUGUGUAUAGUGAAACAUUGGAUAAUUUAAAAUCAUCAUCCAAUGGCAUGCACAAACUACUACAAUUCUUGUACUGCUAGAUACAUAAUCUUAUCCACAGCUGGAGGUACAGUUUUUA